Molecule: messenger RNA, 918 nt
Organism: Cladophialophora yegresii CBS 114405
Lineage: Eukaryota; Fungi; Ascomycota; Eurotiomycetes; Chaetothyriales; Herpotrichiellaceae
Exons: 1
Coding region: 1-918 (305 amino acids)
Molecular function (GO): oxidoreductase activity
Source: RefSeq, a predicted model, not a curated record
AUGACUAGCCUUCUCGCUCCAGGCGAUUUCGCAGGCCUCAAGGACAGGUCCGUCCUGGUCACUGGCGGCGCGUCUGGCCUGGGACUCGAGACAGCGCGGCUCCUCGCCUCGAACGGUGCCUGCGUGACCGUUGCAGAUGUCCAGCCUCCGCUCGACGACCUCGCCAAGGAAGGCCACCACGUCCAGUACGUCCACUGCGACGUCAGCGACUGGACAAGCCAAGUGGCCGCAUUCAAGGCGGCGGUCGAGUUCUCGCCGACCAAGAGCCUCGACGCGGUCGCAACCUUUGCCGCCAUCGAUCCGCUGGAGAACCUCAUCGACCAACAGAAGGCCAUCAAAGAUGUAUCGCUGGACAUUGACCCUGCACCCCCGUCUCUCCGAACACUCGACAUCAACCUGAGGGGCUCCUACUAUUCCGCGACACUCGCGUUGCACUAUUUUCGCCUCGAGCCUCAGACCCCAGCCUCCUCACCUCCACGGACAAAGGCGCUGACAUUCGUCUCCUCGCUGGCCGGGUACCUCGAUGACGACCACAAUAUUGCCUACACGACCUCGAAAUUUGGGACGAGAGGUCUGUUCCGUGCCCUGCGACGCCGCGCGAAUGCGGACUUUACUCCCCCCGUUCGAGUCAAUUUGAUAGCACCAUGGGCUAUCAAGACGCCUAUGACGGAGCCGCUCCUCAAGCUCAUGCAGGAGUUGGGCGGAUCCCUGCCGGCUAUCACGUUCGCGAAGAAGGAGACGUGCGCCGAGGCGGUCGCGACAUGUGUGGUCGACGAGGCGAUUCAUGGACGCGCCUUUGCCAUCAUGCCAGAAGGGGCGUUUGACAUCAAGGAUGAUAUCGAGGGCGGCUAUGGUGGAGAGGAGUUGAAGGUCCUGAUGAGCUGGAGAAAAGCUGCCGGUGAUUUCCUGCAGGGUUGA